This is a messenger RNA of Crotalus tigris (Tiger rattlesnake), 9585 nucleotides long. RefSeq names its product protein tyrosine phosphatase receptor type S (gene PTPRS). Gene Ontology annotation, biological process: protein dephosphorylation. Gene Ontology annotation, molecular function: protein tyrosine phosphatase activity; protein binding. Lineage: Eukaryota; Metazoa; Chordata; Lepidosauria; Squamata; Viperidae. Bases 211 to 6048 code for a protein of 1945 amino acids. The record is from RefSeq and is a predicted model, not a curated record. The transcript is spliced from 38 exons.
CGUCGGUCCGGGGGGGGGAGGCGUGGGGGGGGAAAGGCACGCUGCACGGAUCGGGCUUUCAAUGCACCUUCUCCAAGCCGGCCGAGGAUGUGAGCCGGGGCGGCGCAAGCGGCAAGAGCAGGUUCUGACCCGGUUCCAGAGGACCUGUGAGCCCCGGUGAGGUGGGCGGGCGGCCCAGCCGAGGCCGGAGUCCCCUGUCCGGCCCUCAGCAUGAAUCCCAGUUCACCGGUGUUCCUGGUCGUCCCCGUCGCCAGCCUCCUCUCCUGGCUGAUGACCGGCUGCGCCACCGAAAGUCCCCCACAGUUCGUCAAGCACCCCGUGGACCAGAUCGGGGUGUCGGGAGGCGUAGCGUCCUUCGUGUGCCAAGCGACGGGAGACCCCAAGCCCCGGGUCACCUGGAACAAGAAGGGAAAGAAAGUGAACUCGCAGAGGUUUGAGACCAUCGAAUUUGAUGAAGGCGCUGGAGCAGUCUUGAGGAUACAGCCACUUCGGACACCUCGAGAUGAAAACAUUUACGAAUGCGUUGCCCAGAACUCUGUGGCGGAGAUCACGGUCAACGCCAAACUGACUGUUCUCAGAGAGGACCAGCUGCCUCCUGGAUUCCCGGUCAUUGACAUGGGCCCUCAGCUGAAAGUGGUUGAACGUACACGGACAGCUACGAUGCUCUGCGCCGCCAGCGGGAAUCCAGAUCCAGAGAUCACCUGGUUUAAGGAUUUCCUGCCUGUUGACCCCAGUGCUAGCAAUGGACGAAUCAAGCAACUAAGAUCCGAUACUUUUGAAGGUACUCCGAUCCGAGGUGGCCUUCAGAUCGAGAGCAGCGAGGAGACGGACCAGGGUAAAUAUGAGUGCGUUGCCAGCAACAGCGCCGGCGUGCGCUAUUCUUCGCCCGCCAACCUAUACGUGAGAGAGCUACGAGAAGUGCGGCGCGUGGCUCCCCGAUUCUCCAUCCCGCCCACCAGCCACGAGAUCAUGCCAGGCGGGAACGUGAACAUCACCUGCGUGGCGGUGGGCUCGCCUAUGCCGUACGUCAAAUGGAUGCAGGGGGCCGAAGAUUUGACGCCGGAGGAUGACAUGCCAGUGGGACGCAACGUUCUUGAGUUGACCGACGUCAAAGACUCCGCCAACUACACGUGUGUCGCCAUGUCUAGCCUGGGUGUCAUUGAAGCGGUGGCCCAGAUCACCGUCAAAUCCUUUCCCAAAGCUCCAGGCACCCCUGUUGUCACCGAGACCACGGCCACCAGCAUCACCAUAACCUGGGACUCUGGAAAUCCGGACCCAGUCUCCUAUUACGUGAUCGAGUAUAAGUCAAAGAGUCAGGACGGGCCAUAUCAAAUCAAGGAGGACAUCACCACCACCCGCUACAGCAUUGGGGGGCUUAGUCCCAACUCAGAGUAUGAGAUCUGGGUGUCGGCGGUGAACACAAUUGGGCAGGGCCCUCACAGCGAUUCCGUUGUGACCCGUACGGGGGAGCAGGCCCCCGCCAGCGCCCCUCGAAAUGUUCAGGGCCGGAUGUUGAGCGCUUCGACCAUGAUCAUCCAGUGGGAGGAACCGGUGGAACCGAACGGUCAGAUCCGGGGGUACCGGGUGUAUUACACCAUGGAGCCCGACCAGCCAGUCAGCAACUGGCAGAAACACAACGUGGAUGAUAGCCUCUUGACCACCGUUGGGAGCCUUCUGGAGCACGAGACCUACACCGUGCGAGUCUUGGCGUUCACGUCGGUGGGGGACGGCCCGCUCUCGGAUCCCAUCCAAGUGAAAACCCAACAAGGAGUUCCCGGGCAGCCAAUGAAUUUCCGAGCGGAGGCGAAGAGCGAGAGCACCAUUUUACUGACCUGGAGUUCUCCCCGCCAGGACAUUAUUCUGAAGUACGAACUCCUUUACAAGGAGAUUAGCAACAAACCAGGAACCCCGGAGUUUCUGAAGACCUUUGACCCCGUGACUUCCUUCCUGGUGAAAGAACUCAACCCCAACACGGAGUAUGUCUUCCAGCUGGCGGCUCGCUCAGCUUUGGGCCUUGGAGCCCCGACAUCGGAGGUCAGGGAGCGCACGCUGCAGUCUAAACCGUCCGCCCCCCCUCAAGACGUAAAAUGUGUCAGCACCAGGUCCACGGCCAUUCUGGUAAGUUGGCAACCACCGCCGGUUGAGAGCCAAAACGGUGACUUGGAAGGCUAUAGCGUCCGUUAUCGAGCCCUGGAUCCCGAGGUCAGCGAAUUGAAAGAGGUGAAGGAUAUCCCCGCCGCAACCACCCAGAUCACCCUCGAAGCCCUGGAGAAAUGGACGGAGUACCGCAUCACCGUGGUGGCGCAUACGAUUAUGGGGCCCGGCCCGGAAAGCUCGCCCGUCAUUGUCCGUACCGACGAAGAUGUGCCCAGUGCCCCACCUCGCAAGGUGGAAGUUGAAGUCCUCAAUUCAACGGCCAUCCAAGUUUUCUGGCGCUCCCCAGUCCAAAACCGCCAGCAUGGACAGAUACGUGGCUACCAGGUGCAUUACGUCCGCAUGGAGAACGGAGAAGCCAGUGGCUUGCCCCAGAUCAAGGAUGUCAUGUUGGCUGACGCUCAGUGGGAGACCGAUAACACUGCAGAAUACGAAAUGGUCAUCUCUGGACUUCAGCCAGAGACCACUUACUCAGUCACAGUCGCUGCCUACACCAUGAAAGGGGACGGGGCCCGGAGCAAGCCGAAGCCAGUUGUGACCAAGGGAGCAGUCCCAGGAAAGCCGAUCCUGUCCGUCUAUCCCACCCAAGAAAACACUCUCCUGGUCAAAUGGGAACCCCCUCUGGAAGCCGAAAGCCAAGUGCUGGGGUACCGCCUCCAGUUCGGCCGCAAGGACGUCGACCCGCUGGCCACCCUGGAAUUCGCCGCCCAGGAGGACAAAUACACAGCCACCCACGUCCACAAAGGUGCCACGUACGUCUUCAAGCUAGCCGUGAAGAGCCGAGCUGGCUUUGGGGAGGAAGCGCUGCAGGAAAUAGCCAUCCCAGAAGAUGCGCCGAAGGGUUACCCCCAGAUUCUCGAGGCGAGCAACAUCACCUCCAGAUCGGUCCAGGUGAAGUGGAUGCCCCCCGUCUUAGCCGAGAGGACCGGGGUCAUCGUCAAGUACACCGUGGCCUACCGGGAGACCACCUCUUCGGGAAACCCCCAGGAGAAAGAGCUGCCCCCCUCUCCAGAAAACUCGUACAUCCUGAACGGUCUCAAGCCCAACACCGCUUACGAUGUUAAAAUCCGAGCCCAUACCAGUAAAGGUCCCGGGCCGUACAGCCCGACUGUUCAAUAUCGGACGGUCCUUCUGGAUCAAGUUUUUCCCAAAAACUUCAGAGUGAAAAUGAUCACCAAGACGUCGGUCCUCCUGGGCUGGGAGUUUCCUGAAAAUUACAACUCUCCUAUUUCAUACAAGAUCCGGCAUGAGAACACCGGUCAAGAGAUUGAGGUGGGUGGAAGUGCCACCAAGAAGCUCAUCACCAAUCUGAAGCCAAAAACAUCUUAUCGGUUCUCCCUCGUGGGCCAGAGAAGCGAGAAAGGAGAUCUUCAGCAGAAGGUGGAGGUGUCAACCGCAGCCAAUAUGCUGAGCAGAAAACCAGAGGUGUCUUAUCGACAUGAAAUAGAUGGCAACGUGAUGGUGAAUCUGCCAGAUGUCAGGAGUUCAGACUCCCCAGUUCAAGCCUAUUACAUUGUGGUGGUACCCUUGAAGAAAAGCAAAAGUGGACAAUUCCAUAAUGCAUACAACAGUCCGGAAGAAAUGGAUUUAGAAGAGCUCAUUCAGCAGAUCUCAAGACUACAGCGGCGAAGCCUCCGCCAUUCCCGUCAGCUGGAUCACCACAAAGCGUACAUCGCAGCCCGUUUCCACAUCCUGCCCCCUUUCUUCAUCCUCGGGGAUAUGAAACGCUACGACAACUUUGAAAAUAAACCCCUGGAGGCCGGACAGAAAUACGUCAUUUUCGUAUUGGCCGUUCUGCAGGCCAGUGAACCCCUGUACGCUGCCAGUCCCUUCUCUGACCCCAUCCAGAUGGACAGCUCUGACCCCCAGCCCAAGAUUGAAGGAGAGGAGGGGUUGAUCUGGGUGAUUGGACCGGUUUUAGCUGUAGUCUUUAUUAUCUGCAUUGUUAUUGCAAUCCUCCUGUACAAGAACAAGCCAGACAGCAAACGCAAAGAAUCGGAGCCCCGGAUCAAGUGCUUACUGAAUAACGCCGAGAUCGCCCCUCACCACCCGAAAGAUCCCGUGGAGAUGCGACGCAUCAACUUCCAGACGCCAGAUUCUGGCCUCAGCAGUCCACUCAGUGACCCUGAGCUUGACCUUGAAAGUAUGCUGAACCAUCCACCAAUCCCCAUUUCGGAUCUGGCAGAUCACACGGAGCACCUGAAAGCCAACGAUAACCUGAAGCUGUCUCAGGAAUACGAGUCCAUCGAUCCUGGGCAACAGUUCACGUGGGAACACUCCAACCUCGAGGUGAAUAAGCCCAAAAACCGCUACGCCAACGUCAUCGCCUACGAUCAUUCUCGCGUCAUCCUCCUCCCGAUCGAAGGCAUCCUAGGCAGCGACUACAUUAACUCCAACUACAUCGAUGGGUACCGCAAGCAGAACGCCUACAUUGCCACGCAGGGCCCUUUGCCGGAGACCUUCGGUGACUUCUGGCGGAUGGUUUGGGAGCAGCGCUCCGCCACGGUGGUGAUGAUGACAAAGCUGGAGGAGAAAUCCAGGAUCAAAUGUGACCAGUACUGGCCAGGCCGAGGCACCGAGACUUACGGGAUGAUCCAAGUGACCUUGUUAGACACCAUUGAGUUGGCCACAUUCUGCGUCCGCACGUUUUCUCUGCAUAAGAACGGAUCCAGCGAGAAGCGUGAAGUCCGCCAGUUCCAGUUCACCGCCUGGCCGGAUCACGGAGUUCCUGAAUAUCCCACGCCGUUCCUGGCUUUUCUGAGGAGAGUGAAAACCUGCAACCCGCCCGAUGCCGGCCCCAUCGUGGUGCACUGCAGUGCUGGGGUGGGCAGGACCGGCUGCUUUAUCGUCAUCGAUGCCAUGCUGGAGAGAAUAAAACACGAGAAGACGGUGGACAUUUAUGGGCACGUCACCCUCAUGAGGUCCCAGCGAAACUACAUGGUACAGACAGAAGACCAAUACAGCUUCAUACACGACUCUUUGCUAGAAGCUGUUGCCUGUGGGAACACGGAGGUCCCCGCCCGGAACCUGUACACCUACAUCCAGAGGUUGGCACAGAUAGAAGUGGGAGAACACGUCACAGGCAUGGAGCUGGAAUUCAAGAGACUCGCCAACUCCAAAGCUCACACCUCCAGGUUCAUCAGUGCCAACCUGCCCUGUAACAAAUUCAAAAACCGCCUUGUCAACAUCAUGCCAUACGAGACCACACGGGUUUGCCUUCAGCCUAUCCGCGGAGUCGAGGGCUCCGACUACAUCAACGCCAGCUUCAUUGAUGGAUACAGGCAGCAGAAGGCCUACAUCGCCACCCAGGGACCCUUGGCUGAGACCACAGAGGACUUCUGGCGCAUGCUUUGGGAGAACAACUCAACCAUUGUGGUGAUGUUGACCAAGCUGCGAGAGAUGGGCCGGGAAAAGUGCCACCAGUACUGGCCAGCCGAGAGAUCUGCACGGUAUCAGUACUUCGUGGUGGACCCCAUGGCUGAAUAUAACAUGCCUCAAUACAUCCUCCGAGAAUUCAAGGUCACCGAUGCCAGGGACGGCCAAUCAAGAACCGUGCGUCAGUUCCAGUUCACCGACUGGCCGGAACAAGGUGUGCCAAAAUCCGGGGAAGGCUUUAUUGAUUUCAUCGGGCAGGUGCACAAAACGAAGGAGCAGUUUGGACAAGAUGGGCCCAUUUCGGUCCACUGCAGUGCGGGAGUAGGCAGGACCGGCGUCUUCAUCACGCUAAGCAUCGUGCUGGAGAGGAUGCGCUACGAAGGGGUGGUGGACAUCUUCCAGACCGUGAAGAUGCUGAGGACACAACGGCCCGCCAUGGUGCAGACAGAGGACGAAUACCAGUUCUGCUAUCAGGCUGCCCUGGAAUACCUGGGAAGCUUCGACCACUAUGCAACAUAAUAAGGAAAAGUUUCACAAAAGCCAUUCGUUGCGCAGACUCCUAACACUUUUUUCAGCCUGCCAGGCUCCUGUUUGAGCGACCCGAAGCUAGCCUCGACCUUUCUUAAAACACCUACAGACUGAAUCAGAAAAACAAAACAAAAAAACAGUUGCCUCCCCUAUCCACCCGUUUUGGAUGCUCCGCCAGGAAGGAGGCGGGGGGGGGGGGAGCCCAGCCGCAACGCCCUCCUCUUUCUCUCGGAGGCGCCACGGCCUCUCCGAAAGGGACUCUCGGCCUCUGUUUGGAAACCCCAGAGCAUCCCCAGAGUGGUUUUUUUUUCCCCUUCUUCUUCUUCUUUUCCAUCUUUUUAAGUGGCAAACUUGUUAUCCUUACCUCAUCUGGCGAUGACGGUGUGGGGAGCGCGCAGGGACCGUGGUGCAACCGAACCAAGGACCGUACUGAACUUUUUCCUAUUGCGGCAGACGCCGGCCUCGUCCACACACCUUGGAGAACAGCCGUCCGGUUGGAGAAAACCGUGGUCAAGAAGCAGACAUACACACAGAGAAAGAGAGAGAAACUUAAAGAGCCGAUGGGGAGAAUAGCAAGAGAAGAAAUUGGCCCCAACAAGUAACAUAUUAGGGUUCGGUUGACCUACUACUCUUUGCGGGCGGACUUAAAGGAAGCCAUUUUAGGCGUGCAAAAUUCAGAGGCGAACAAAGCAAAAUUGUGCAUCCGGUCGGGGGGCGGGUGGGGUGGCAGGACUCCGUUUCCACACACACCAAGGGGUUUUUGUUUUUUUGGGUUUUUUUGGGCUGUCCUGCGGCUUCUUUCUCAGCUGAGCUUUUCCAACACUUUCAACAUUCCUCUUCUUUUACCACUGCAAACCCUCUUAACGUCAAAAAGCAAACCAGAACAGGCAAUAAAACGAGUCCUCCCGCGCCCCAGGCAUUUCACAUUUUGCAAAAAAAAAAAAAAAAACCACAGUAUUUUGCCGCUCGCCCAUCCGCCCACCCGCCCGCAGGCAAACUAAACUCUGAAUUUUUGGGAAAUCUGCCAAGGCAGUUCCAGGUUAUCUUCUGCUCUCCAGAUUCCAAAAAGAGUGAGGGCCACGGAGAUUUGAAGUAUAUUUCACACGAGUUCCAAUUUCUUUUUCGUUUUGUUUUGUUUUUUUUAGGAAUUCCCGCCCCCCCCCUGCUUUUCUGAUUCUCUUAGCCCAUCCAAACUAAUCUCUCUCUCUCUCUCUCUCUCUUUUUUUUUUUUUCUCGUGGUCGUUGUCGUUGCUCUCAUUUAUUUUUGUGGGCGUUUUAACUUCCCCUUCCUUCCCUGAUGCCAAAGAGAAAAAUGGCAGAUGUGAAGAGGGCCUGUGGAUUUGGGGGAAAGAGGAAGCCCGCGUGGGCUCCCUAAAUGUCCAAGAUAGGGACACGAUCCAGGCAGAAUAGACAAGACUUGCAAGGAUUUGGGUAAGGGUUAAGCCCCCACCAGCCAGUGGCUUUCUUUUAAAAAAAGGUAUCGCUGUAACUCUCUUAUAAGUGACAUUUAUUUCUUAUUUUUUUAUUUCCUGGGUCUCCUUUUUUUUUUUAAUAGUGUAAUUUUUUUCUCCUUUUUUUAAAAAAUAUGUAAAAAAAAUACAAAAGAAUAUGUCAAGGAAUUUACAAAAAAAAAACCUACUUAUUUGUUCAUAUUAUGUUUAAAGACAGUCUAUUUUUUCACUGUAGAAAUGUUAACGUGUAAUGGUUGUGUGACAUAAGAGAAACGCCGUGCAAAAUAAUUGCUACUUUUACAUAUUGCUUUUCUACCAUUUAAAAAAAAAUGAGAGGAGGAGGAGGAGGAAGGAAGGAAGGAAAGGGCUCACUGCUCACGUUUAAACAAAAACGUCGCUGCUUUUCUUUUUCCUUUUGGCAAGAAUUAUUGUGAAUUAUUGUUCAUCUCUCCUCUAAGGCAUUUGGGGAGCCUGGCCAGAGGGAGUGAAAUUAAGGAUCCUGGAGAAGGGGGGGGGGGUGUCCUUUGCUCCUGAAUUGCCCCAUUUCUCAAUCUCUUCCAGACCCAGUGAACACCCCAAGCCCCAAGCAAUCACCCCAACCAUGCAACCUUUGCAUCCAGAGAAGACCCUCCCAAAAUCUCCCUUGCAUCCCUGGAAGGGAUCCCCAGGGGGAAAAAAAUCCAAUUUAAAAUCAUCCGUGAUGCCCUUUGCCAGUCCAGGAAGAGCUCAAAACGUCUACAUUUCCUGCUUCUGAGGCAGUGUUUCUCAACCUUGACCAUUUUAAGGCAUGUGGACUUCAACUCCCAGAAUUUCACAGCCAGCAUUGCUGGCUGUGGAAUUCUGGGAGUUGAAGCCCACAUGCCUUAAAAUGGUCAAGGUUGAGAAACACUGUUCUAAGGGAUUUUUUUUUUUUGAGGGGGGGGGAAUGUUGGUGGACGCUGGCUGGAACGUGUCCGGGUGGACAAAACGCAGCUCCAAAGUUCUGCUCAGCCUUAAAAUACGGGGUGGACUCAGGCUGGUCACUCUCCUGCUUUUAGCCUAACCUACCUCGCAGGGUCGUGGGGAGGAGAGAACCGCUCGCUGGGAUGAAGAAGAAGUAGGGACCCUCGGAAAAUUGCCCUCUUUUCCCCUGGCAAGGUGGGCAUCGGCCUUUCUGGAUCAAAGCUGCCGAAUCGUUGGGCAGCAAGGUGGAUCUUUUUUCCGAAAGGGAUGGUCCACACAUACGCAGCAACACACACACACACACACACACACACAUUCAAAAUGUAUAUUUAAAAUUUUGCGGCUGACAAAGAGUUAAAGGGAGACUAGUAUAGCUAUUUCAAGCUCUUUAGCUCUCAUCAGCUAGCAGAUUGCUUUACAUUUGGUACACCGGGUGUUCCACCCAACAUACAGAUGUGUGUGUGUGUGAGAGAGAGAGAGAGAGAGAGAAGGUAUGGUACCAAGCCAAACCUUCCACCCUUCCCAGGCCUGGGUUCAAGUCCUACUGUCGCUUCUGAGGGAUCAUUUCCGGCAAAAACUAAACAUCUAGGAUAGCCUGUCUCUUCUUUUUUUAAAAGGGGGAGGCAAGGAAAUGGAUUCUCCUGGCUUGAUCAGAAUGGUAUUUUUUAAAAGAUAUAUCUCUUAUAUAUAUAUAUAAAUGUUAAAUUUGGAUUGCUAACAAAGAGUUAAAGGAAAGCUGGUAUAGCUAUUUCAAGCUCCUUAGCUCUCAUCAGCCAGCUAUAUAUUUGUGAACUCUUUCCCCUGUCCCCCCCCCUCGUUCUCUAAACUUUCUUUACAGGUUGUUUUUUUUUUUUUGGCCAUUUGAAAAAGAAAAAGAAAAGCUUAUUUUGGCAGGGCCGGGGAGGAAAAAGUUCGUGUGUGGGAGGGCUGUAGGAGGGGGGAGGGUUGCAGAUGGGACCCGCCUCCCUGUUUUUCCUUCCCAGGGCCCCCCCUCCCCUCCUUUCUGCGAAAGCGAGGCCCUGGCGCCAGCAGCCUGCGAUUCCAAAUGGAAAACGGUCUGAAGUGGUUGCCACGCCACUCUGUAUGUAGAUAUAUAUAUUGACUUUGUAUUAAAGGAAGAUUGUCUGGAAAAAAA